Molecule: messenger RNA, 1158 nt
Organism: Dromaius novaehollandiae (emu)
Lineage: Eukaryota; Metazoa; Chordata; Aves; Casuariiformes; Dromaiidae
Gene: MRPL28
Product: mitochondrial ribosomal protein L28
Exons: 5
Coding region: 71-811 (246 amino acids)
Cellular component (GO): mitochondrial large ribosomal subunit
Molecular function (GO): structural constituent of ribosome
Source: RefSeq, a predicted model, not a curated record
CUGGGUCGCCUUCCGGCCGCGGCGGCCGCCGGGAGCGGAAGCGGAAGCGGCCGGGGCGGCGGGGCGGGCGAUGCCGCUGCACGCCGUCCCGCCGCGGCUCUGGGCCGCGCUGCGGCUGCGCGAGGGCAUCUGCGCGCGGCUGCCCGCGCACUACCUGGCAGCGCUGCAGGACGACACGCCGCCCACGCCCGUGCACUGGCGGCCGCUGGGCGUGCGCUACCGGCGGCACCCGCGCACCGGGCAGCGCGAGCGCGUGCAGGACGUGCCGGUGCCGGUGCACCUGCCGCGCGCCGCCCACGAGGGGCUCUGGGGCGGCGAGGGCUGGAUCCGCGGCUUCCGCUACGCCCGCAACGACAAGCUCUCUACCCGACUGCCGAAGACGUGGAAGCCGCAGCUCUUCAGCCGCCAGUUCUACAGCGAGAUCCUCGACACCACGAUGACCAUCACCGUCACCAUGCGGACGCUGGACCUCAUCGACGAGGCUUUCGGCUUUGACUUCUACAUCCUGAAGACCCCAAAGGCAGAUAUGGGCUCAAAGCUCGGUAUGGAUCUGAAGCGAACAAUGUUGCUGCGACUUGCGCGGAAGGAUCCUAAGCUGCAUCCUGAUGACCCAGCCAGAAGAGAGGCGAUUUAUCAUAAGUAUCGGGAAUUUGUGAUUCCAGAAGAGGAAGCUGAAUGGGUUGGCCUGAGUUUAGAAGAAGCGAUAGAAAAACAGAGGCUUUUAGAAAAAAAGGACCCUGUCCCACUCUUUAAAGUGUAUGCUGAAGAGCUUGUCAACCAACUGAAAGAAGAGGCACUUCAGAAGAAGUAGAAGAAAAGAAAUCUUUGAAGCAACACUCCGCUGCAGAUCAAGCUGUGGGGUUCAGUGAGUCUUCUGUUGGAGCCAUGCUUGUGUGGAGAGGGCCGCAUUGAUGCAUGUGCUCCCAGGAGCGUGUUGCAGUUAUCAAAGUCCAACAGUAGCAGCUUUUAUUCAAUGAGGUACCGUUCCUGUUGGUUGAGAAAAGAAUUUCUGCCCUGUGGCUUCUGAAGGUGUUCGUAUAAGACUGACUUAAUGUGGUUCUUCCUGCCUGUGCAAAUAGUUGACUGCUGUUUAGAGCUUGAUCCCUGAUAUAAAACAAAAUAUGAAUAUUUGGAAUACCAGUAAACUUUCCUCUGUUA